This is a messenger RNA of Calliphora vicina (urban bluebottle blowfly), 2811 nucleotides long. It is a transcript of the gene ey, whose product is annotated as eyeless. The record is from RefSeq and is a predicted model, not a curated record. Gene Ontology annotation, biological process: regulation of transcription by RNA polymerase II; anatomical structure development. Lineage: Eukaryota; Metazoa; Arthropoda; Insecta; Diptera; Calliphoridae. The coding region runs from base 3 to 2810 and encodes 935 amino acids. The transcript has 9 exons. Gene Ontology annotation, molecular function: RNA polymerase II cis-regulatory region sequence-specific DNA binding; DNA-binding transcription factor activity, RNA polymerase II-specific.
CAAUGUUUGCGUUGCAGUCCACACCGGCCUUAGGAGCUGUAGUUGCACCAUGGUCUGGUUCAAUGAUUGACCGAUUGCCAUCACUAGAAGACAUGCCGCAUAAAGACAAUUUCAUUGCCAUGAGAAAUCUACCAUGUUUGGGUGUUACUAGUGGUGGCGGUGGUGGUGUCGGUAGUAUUGAAGGUUCAACGUCGGAUAUUGCAGCAGAUAAACCUACUGCUGUCAUGGAUCCAACUACCUUGGAAGCACCUUCAACGCCUCAUGCCUCAUCUUAUUUUGCCACCACCUACUACCAUAUUACAGAUGAUGAAUGUCAUAGCGGUGUAAAUCAAUUGGGCGGUGUAUUUGUAGGUGGUCGUCCUCUACCAGAUUCAACUAGGCAAAAAAUCGUGGAAUUAGCUCAUUCGGGAGCUAGACCGUGUGAUAUAUCGCGCAUAUUGCAGGUGUCAAAUGGAUGUGUUAGCAAAAUUUUGGGAAGAUAUUAUGAAACCGGCAGCAUAAGACCCCGAGCGAUUGGUGGUUCAAAACCUCGAGUCGCCACCGCUGAAGUUGUUGCCAAAAUCUCGCAUUAUAAGCGAGAAUGUCCUAGUAUAUUUGCGUGGGAAAUACGUGAUAAAUUAUUGCAAGAUGGCGUUUGUACAAACGAUAAUAUACCAAGCGUCUCUUCUAUAAAUCGCGUUUUGCGUAAUUUAGCCGCACAAAAAGAGCAGCAGCAGCAACAUACAAUUACCACGUCUGUGGCAUCUCCAGUGGACAAUAAUACAUCAACUAAUUCAAUAACAUCUACAAAUGACCUACUAACGGCGACUCCACAAAAUUCCAGCGACAGUGCAACAACAACAAGCAAAACCAAUCCUGUAGCGCUAUCGACGGACAUUGCUUUAGAUAUCAGCUGCUCAACCACGGACUCUAUGGUUUAUGAAAAGCUUAGACUCUUGAAUGGUCAUGCCGUACAUCAUAAUCAUCAACAUUUGCAAAGCCAUCAUCAAGCGAGGUCAUCGCAUCAUCACGCUUGGCCACCACGUCAUUACUCGUCAUCGUCAUGGUACACCCCACCUUUGAACUCGAAUAGUAAUUUAACAGCAACUAACCCAUCCAACACAUCAGCAUCAACAGAAACACCAGCAUUUCACAGUCAACAUCUAAGUCCGAGUUCAACAUAUUUACAUAAUAAUACAUGUUCGGCCAGUACAGAUGAUAAUAUAACUUUAAAAAAAGAAAUCGAUGGUCACAAUUCUGAUGAAACUGCUUCCGGCGAGGGCGAGAACUCAAAUGGCGGCAUAUCCAAUUUAGGCGCUAAUGAAGACGAUCAAGCCCGAUUAAUUUUAAAAAGGAAACUGCAAAGAAAUCGCACAUCAUUUUCUAAUGAACAGAUCGAUAGUUUGGAAAAGGAAUUUGAACGCACUCAUUAUCCAGAUGUUUUUGCAAGAGAACGUUUGGCUGGCAAAAUCGGCCUACCGGAAGCUCGGAUACAAGUAUGGUUCUCAAAUCGAAGAGCAAAAUGGCGCAGAGAAGAGAAAUUACGAAAUCAACGACGAACUCCCAAUUCGACUGGACCGGUCUCGUCGUCCACCACCAACUCUGCUGCAUCCCUGACUGACAGUCCAAAUGCCAGCAGUAUUGGAGGCAGUUCCACUGUGCCGCCACCGGUGUCAAAUAGCACUCGUAUGUUUUUUGACUAUUUUGGCUACGCCACGCACUCUACAGAUUCAAUGACGGAUUUGGCGUCACCAUCAGCAGCUGCCAACGGCUCUACGCCUUCAUUAACUCCCAGUACUGGGCACCAAGAUGCGGCACCAACUGAACACUUAGAGGGACCAGUUACUUCGCUGGUUCAUAACAAUAGAAGUGCUACUACUACAGCUUCCAACAGCGACCUUAGUCAUGGGCAAAGUAACAACAACAAUACUGAUCGCAGUAGUACCAAUAACAAUAACAACAACAACAACAUUUCCUGCGCAACAUCAACCACCAACACAGGUUUCAUACACUCGCUACACCACACUCCGGCGACUCCUCAUGCUCACAGUGUCAUGCACUCGGAAUCUCAUCUGGGCAGCAGUAUUUUGCCGACUCUCUCACCACAACGUCUAAAUUUAAAUAGUAGUUUCGGCCCAACCAUGCCAGCGAUAUAUCCAUCUAUGCAUCAUACUGCUAUGUCAAUGAGCGAUACUUACAGCUCUAUGGCCCCUAUGACAAGUUUUGCACAUUCACAUCCGUCUAUCACAUCUAUACCAGGUUCACCCAUUUCACAACCCAGAGAUCUAGUGUCACCUUCACUGUAUCAGUGUCAUGUUUCCCUAAGACCACCUGUUCCACCGAAUCAUCAUCACCAUCAUCAUCACGUUAUUGCCAAUGGAAGUUUUGGGGCUUCUUCGGGAAACGCAAGCUGCAACACGACAAGUCAACUGCAGCGCAUCGGGAGUGGUUCAUCGAACAGCACGCAAAAUCACAACACAGUUCAAAGUAGCUACGAUAGCUUAGAUGUAUAUUCCCAUGCUGUUGGUUUGCCGCCGCCAUCAACGACAUUGCCAAUACACCAAGGACUAACUAGUUGUACGGAUCGUCAAACCUCUUGCAGUCCCCAUGCAUCCAAUUUGAGUAAUAGCGUUGGCUACAGCAGCCACAGCGUAACAGUGCCAACCUCGACACCUACACCAUAUUCACAAAUGGGCUAUAACGGCUAUACCGCAGUUGCGGCCGCAGCAACCUGCAAUAAUUCCAAUAUCAGUUCUUCUCCCAUCUCACAUCCGACUACGGGUAAACAGCAGCAAUUUUUCGCUUCCUGCUUUUAUUCGCCAUGGGUGUAGA